CAUCGUCUUCAUAACCCCCACCCUCCCCCAACUCCCCACCAAACGCCUCUCUUCUCAUUUUCUUCAUUUCUUCUCUCCUCUCCUCUCUAAUGGCUGCUUCUUCAGGGACAAUAGACGCCCCCACAGCUUCUUCAUCUUUCUCUUUCUCCACCGCCUCUUCAUUCAUGUCCUCCUCUUUCACUGACCUCCUCGCCUCCGACGCCUAUUCCGGCGGCUCUGUGAGCAGAGGGCUGGGUGAUCGGAUAGCGGAGAGAACUGGGUCGGGUGUGCCCAAGUUUAAGUCUUUGCCGCCGCCGUCUCUGCCGCUUUCUUCGCCGGCCGUCUCGCCAUCGUCCUACUUCGCUUUUCCUCCUGGGUUGAGCCCCAGUGAGCUCCUGGAUUCCCCUGUUCUCCUAUCUUCCUCAAACAUUUUGCCGUCUCCGACGACUGGGACUUUUCCUGCUCAGACCUUCAACUGGAAGAAUGAUUCUAAUACAUCCCAGGAAGAUGUUAAGCAAGAAGAGAAAGGAUACCCAGAUUUCUCUUUCCAGACCAACUCUGCUUCAAUGCAGACAUUGAAUUAUGAAGAUUCAAAGAGGAAAGAUGAGCUCAAUUCUCUGCAGAGCCUUCCCCCUGUGACUACUUCAACUCAGAUGAGCUCUCAGAACAAUGGUGGGAGCUACUCUGAGUAUAAUAAUCAAUGCUGCCCGCCAUCGCAGACGUUGAGGGAGCAGAGGCGAUCUGAUGACGGGUACAAUUGGAGGAAAUACGGGCAGAAACAGGUGAAGGGGAGCGAAAACCCGAGGAGUUAUUACAAGUGCACGCACCCGAAUUGCCCCACGAAGAAGAAGGUCGAGAGGGCUUUGGAUGGGCAGAUUACUGAGAUUGUCUACAAAGGAGCUCACAAUCACCCGAAGCCUCAGUCUACUAGGAGAUCGUCGUCCUCUACAGCUUCUUCGGCUUCAACCUUGGCUGCCCAGUCUUAUAACGCGCCUGCCAGUGAUGUCCCGGAUCAGUCGUAUUGGUCUAAUGGUAACGGGCAGAUGGAUUCUGUUGCGACGCCAGAGAAUUCUUCGAUCUCCGUGGGGGAUGAUGAAUUCGAGCAGAGCUCUCAGAAGAGGGAGCCCGGGGGAGAUGAGUUUGAUGAAGACGAACCGGAUGCAAAGAGAUGGAAAGUGGAAAACGAAAGCGAUGGAGUUUCUGCACAGGGGAGUAGGACAGUAAGGGAACCGAGAGUUGUAGUUCAAACGACGAGUGAUAUUGAUAUUCUUGACGAUGGUUAUAGAUGGAGAAAAUAUGGCCAGAAAGUUGUGAAGGGAAAUCCCAAUCCGAGGAGCUAUUACAAAUGCACGAGCCAAGGCUGUCCGGUGAGGAAACACGUGGAAAGAGCUUCACACGAUAUCCGGUCGGUGAUAACAACCUACGAAGGGAAACACAACCACGACGUUCCUGCUGCCCGAGGGAGUGGCAGCCACGGCCUCAACCGGGGCGCCAAUCCUAACAACAAUGCGGCCAUGGCCAUGGCAAUUAGGCCUUCGACGAUGUCUCUCCAAUCUAACUAUCCCAUCCCAAUCCCGAGCACGAGGCCAAUGCAGCCGGGAGAAGGCCAAGCGCCUUACGAGAUGUUGCAGGGACCGGGCGGUUUUGGGUACUCGGGAUUUGGGAACCCGAUGAACGCCUACGCGAACCAAAUCCAGGACAACGCGUUCUCGAGGGCCAAGGAGGAGCCCAGAGAUGACUUGUUCCUGGAGACAUUGCUAGCUUGAUGAUACAUAAUACACUGUGAAGCUCAUCUGCUCAUGAAGUUUCCUUUUUGUUUACUUUUACCAAUUUUAUUGUGUUUUUUUAUUGUUUUUUUAUUGUUUUUUUUUUUUUUUUUUUUUUUGUGUGGGUUUUGUGUCUGGGGUAAUUGGCAGAAGGUUGAUUCAUUUGUUCGUUUUGCUGUGUAUUAUUUUUGUAUGUAUAGCCACAGGAAAAUCAGUUCAUUAUAGUGCAAGAAGAAGAUGGGUAUAGAAAAUCCCUGAUCUCAACUUCAGGUUAGGAUUGUAAAUCCUCAGUUGAAGAAUGUACCAUUAAGGAAACAUGUUUUUUAAAAUACAUAUUUAAAUUUUUCUUAUGCUAA
This is a messenger RNA of Ipomoea triloba (trilobed morning glory), 2101 nucleotides long. Its product is annotated as probable WRKY transcription factor 26. Gene Ontology annotation, molecular function: DNA-binding transcription factor activity; sequence-specific DNA binding. Gene Ontology annotation, biological process: regulation of DNA-templated transcription. NCBI's taxonomy places the organism in Eukaryota, Viridiplantae, Streptophyta, Magnoliopsida, Solanales, Convolvulaceae. The record is from RefSeq and is a predicted model, not a curated record. The coding region runs from base 90 to 1745 and encodes 551 amino acids. The transcript is spliced from 5 exons.